AUGAAAGAUAAAGAAAAAAAAUCUUCUUCUGAAAAAAAAAAACGCCAUUCAAAAUAUGAAAAAAAUAAAAAUAAAAAAUCAACAUUAAAACCUUCAAAAAUAGGAGAUAAACCAGUUAAAGUACAUAAAAGUAAAAAAGAAAAAAUCAAUGAUAAAAUAGAAGAUUUUCAUACAUCUUUACGAGAUCAUGAUGAUAACAUAUACAAGUCAUCAAAAAAUAAUUACAAUAUUAAAAAAGAAAUACCAACAGAAGGAAUAAAUAAUAUUAAUGAUAAACAAAAUCCAGUAAAAAAUUUAAAUUUAACAAAUAAAAUUAAUAAUCAAAAUUCGAUAAAAGAAAAAUCUGAAAUAGAAACAGAAAUACAUGAUAAUAAUAAUACAUCACCAACAUUACGUAAUAGAAAACAAAAAUUAAAUACAAAAAAAGUUGUAAGAUUAAUAGAAAAUGAAUCAUCAAAAAAGAGAGGAAAACAUUCAUUAAAUGAUACUGAUAAAAAAGAAAUAAAAAUUAAGAGAACUCCAAAAGAUUAUGGAAUUGGUCAAUAUAGUAGUAUAAAGAUUCAAACAAAAAAUGUAAAUGGAAAACUAUUUCAUGAUGUGAAUAUACAAACAUUUGAUCAAAGUAAAAGUCUUAUUAAUCAAUCACAAAAUUUACACGUUCCUUUUUACAAAAAAAAUGGUUUAUGUUCAAUUAGAAAAAAUAAUAUUAAUCAAAAUUAUUCUCAAUUAUUAAAAGCAAAAGUAUCAAAAAAAUUACAACUUAAUGAAAAAGAUAUUAUACUUGCUAAAAUUCACCAUCUACGAAAAGUUGUAGAUAAAAUUAAUAAUAAAUGUAUCUAUCAACAUUAA
Molecule: messenger RNA, 849 nt
Organism: Strongyloides ratti
Lineage: Eukaryota; Metazoa; Nematoda; Chromadorea; Rhabditida; Strongyloididae
Exons: 1
Coding region: 1-849 (282 amino acids)
Source: RefSeq, a predicted model, not a curated record